UCUUGUCCUGGAUAUGACUGAGUACAAGCUAGUUUUUCUCUAGUGACAGUUCAAAAAACCCUCAAGAUUAUGUUUCUCUUCCUUGUUGCUUUUUUGCCAUUGGUUUUUAAAAUUGGUUUUGUCAGCCUCUCCGCUCUGCAGCACUGGAACUGUCCUAAUGGAUACAGAUUAAAGACUGAAAACUCUGCUUGUAUAGAUAUUGAUGAAUGCCUUGAAGGUGGUUUGGGAACUUGUGGCCAAACCUGUAUCAAUGUUCCAGGGUCCUACAUCUGCUCCUGUUUGCCCGGCUACACUUUGGAUAUUGACCAAUGGUCUUGCUAUGUGAACGACCCUACACCAUUCCUCCUUUUUAGCCAUGGGAAUGCCAUCUUUAGAAUGGACAUUGAAGGGACCAAUCAUGAAAGAUUGGUGGCUGAUACUGGGCAGUCAACACUUAUGGAUUUUCAUUAUACAGAAGAGAAAGUGUAUUGGGUAGACUCUGAAAGACGACUACUUCAGAGAAUUCACCUGAAUGGCACAAAACGAGAGAGACUGUGUUACAUAGACAAAGGCAUUUCAGGAUUUGCUAUUGACUGGAUAAAUCAAGACAUUCUCUGGGCCAAUAGACAGAAAGCAACCAUAGAAGCAACAGACAUGAAUGGGAAGAAACGACGAGUUCUUCUAAGAGAUGUUGGUCGUCCCACACAGAUUACCAUUGACGCUGAGCAAAGGCUGUUAUUUUGGUCUUCAGAUGGUACAGUUUCCAGCAUACACCGGGUGUCCCUUAGUGGAAGUGAUGUGAGAAAUGUUUUAAGAACCACAGAAAAAAUAAAGGCCAUCUCACUAGAUUUGGUUGACACAAGGCUCUACUGGAUCCAACACGACCAUGGGAAAGAGAUUUCCCAUAUUGCAUCGUGUGACUAUGAUGGCAGAGCUGUUCGUUUGCUCAAAAAUUCUGUCCGACAUCAAUUGCUUGGUAUGUCUCUCUUUGCUGAGCACUUGUACUAUUCAGAGUUGAAAUCUGGUAUGAUAUGGAGAGCUAACAAGUAUACUGGAAAAGUUCUAGUCACAAUUAGCCUGAAGCCAUCAUUUUUUCCACCAGCAGAGAUAAAAUUGGUGCAUCCAUUUAAACAGCCAGGUGCAAGAACAGAUUCUCAGGAUUUUGAAAAAGGAACCUGUGGUUUGAACAAAGAAAAGUGCAGAAGAAGAAUCUGCAGGCCAGACUCAAGGACUCAUCGGUGUAAAUGUUCUAGUGGCUUUAUUUUAAGUCGAAAUAAACAGUUUUGUGAAGAUAUCAAUGAAUGUGGCUUCUGGAAUCACGGCUGUACUUUGGGCUGUGUGAACAUCCCUGGUUCCUAUUACUGCACCUGCCCGAGAGGUUUUGUUCUUCUACCUGAUCGGAAAACAUGUCAUGAGCUAAUUUCCUGUACAAGUAACGACACUGAAUGUAGCCAUGGUUGCCUUCAAACAUCUAAAGGGCCUGUUUGCUUUUGUCCUGAAGGAUCUGUACUCAAAGUGGAUGGCAAAGCAUGCACGGGUUGUACAUCUCCAGAUAAUGGUGGCUGCAGUCAGAUAUGUUCUUCUUUAAGCCCGUCCUCCUGGGAGUGCGCUUGUUUUCCUGGAUAUAAGCUUCAGCGAGACAGAAAGCACUGCACUGCUAUAGGUCCUAAGCCAUUUUUGCUAUUUGCAAAUGGCCAAGAUAUCCGCCAGAUCAGUUUUGAUGGAACAGAUUAUGCAAGUUUACUUGACUGGCAGAUGGGAAUAGUCUUAGCACUGGACUCUGACCCGGUGGAAAAUAAGAUUUACUUUGCCCACACAGCCUUGAAGUGGAUAGAACGAGCUGAUCUGGAUGGCUCAAAUCGUGAAAAAGUUAUUCAUGAGUCUAUAGAUACACCCGAAGGCCUUGCUGUGGACUGGAUUAACCGUAAAUUGUAUUGGACGGACAGAGGGAAGGCACGCAUCGAGCAGAGCAAUCUGAAUGGAAUGCAAAGAAAAAUGAUCAUCUGGGAGGAUAUCUCUCAGCCCCGAGGGAUUGCCAUUCACCCGUUUGCUAAGAGAUUGUUCUGGACUGACAUGGGAGUCAAUCCCCGGAUUGACAGCUCUUCAUUAGAUGGCAUCGAUCGCCAGGUUAUAGCCAGCACUGGUCUGGUGUGGCCCAGUGGAAUAGCUCUCGACUACUUAGCCGACAAGUUGUACUGGUGUGAUGCUAAACAGUCAGUGGUUGAGAGCGCAAACCUGGAUGGUUCUGAUCGUCGAAUUCUUGCACAGAAUGAUGUAGGCCACCCUUUUGAUGUAGCAGUGUUUGAGGAUCACCUUUGGUUUUCUGACUGGGCUAGGCCAUCACUAAUGAGGGUGGACAAGAAGACCGGCCAAAACAGGGUACGUCUUCGAGGCAGCAUGCUGAGACCCUCAUCAAUGGUUGUAGUUCAUCCUUUGGCGAAACCAGGGGCAAAUCCUUGCCUUUAUGAGAAUGGAGGCUGUGAUCAGAUCUGUGAAAACAAUUUUGGAGUUGCCAAUUGCAUGUGUCAUCCAGGAUUUGGGAAAACGCAAGAUGGAAAAACCUGUCGUGCUCUGGAUGCUUCCAACACAACAGCAGGACGUGUCUCUGUGCACAAGGAGGUAGAGCCGAUGCCAACACCAGAGACCUUGCUCCAGAGCACCCAAAGCAGUGGGACAUUCAGGGAUACAGACAGUGGGGAAAAGCAGCAAAACAACAUUUUGUUGAUGGCUGAAAUCAUGGUAUCAGAUCAAGAUGACUGCACUGCACUAGAAUGUGAUGUCAAUGCACAGUGUGUUUUGCUGGAAGAUGGUGCUAUGUGCCAGUGUUUGAAAGGAUUUACCAGGAAGGGGAAAUCAUGCUAUGAUGUUGACGAGUGUGCUGUAAAUAUGGACCGCUGUAAUCGAAAUGUUUCAGGCUGCAUCAAUACAGAAGGAGGCUACGUCUGUAAAUGCCUGGAGGGCUACACUGGAGAUGGAGUCCAUUGCUAUGAUAUUGAUGAGUGCAAGACGGGGUCCCACACCUGUGGAGAGAAUAUAACCUGCACAAAUACAGAAGGAAGCUUCACUUGCUCGUGUGCUGAUGAUGCUUCUGGAACUGGCAUCGGUUGCAAAUCUACUGUGUCCCCGGCUGUUGUCACCAAUGAAUACUCUACACACCCUGUGCAAGGUGACUCUGUAGGAUGCCCUCCUUCGUAUGAGUCAUACUGCCUCCAUGGUGGAGUGUGCAAUUAUGUUUCUGAUCUACAAGACUAUGCCUGCAACUGUGUGACGGGCUAUGUCGGGGAGCGGUGCCAGUUCAGUGAUCUGGAGUGGUGGGAGCAGCAACACGCCGAGCGGGUGAAGAUGCGGAACAUCAGCAUCACAGUGUGCAUAGCAGUGCUGGUCCUCCUGCUACUGCUGGGCUUCCUGGCUGCCUACUGCCACAGAAGUCAAAACUUGUAUAAGAAGAAUCUCUAUGCAGAAGUGGUAAGAGAUGCGAGCAGCCGCGCUGACAAUGAGAACGUGACACCUACCAGCACCGAGUCUCGGUUUGCAGUUGUUCAGGAGUGUAACAGUUCUCUGGAGACUAAAGCGGUUGAUCUAAUUGAGUGCGAGACAGCAGAUCUUCAUCCUGCCUGUCCUUCAGAAUAUGUGGAACAACAGCCUAUAACAUAUGACAAAGCAGCAGAGACUUCGGCAGAAGAGGAGAAAGAAGGUGGCUGUUGUCAAGAGGUUCCUGUCGGUGAAAAAUCGCGUCAGCCCAUGGGGGCGGCAAAGGGCCCUCCCCAGGCUCCAUGGAGCAUCCAUCCCAAGCCCCUGCUGGAAAGAGAGCCCUGCGAGCUUGUCCCAGCCAGCCUGCUGAUGCAGCCAGACUAG
Molecule: messenger RNA, 3834 nt
Organism: Charadrius vociferus (killdeer)
Lineage: Eukaryota; Metazoa; Chordata; Aves; Charadriiformes; Charadriidae
Gene: EGF
Product: epidermal growth factor
Exons: 25
Coding region: 70-3834 (1254 amino acids)
Molecular function (GO): calcium ion binding
Source: RefSeq, a predicted model, not a curated record